CUUCAUAAGCACCGCACAAGAAGAAAACGAAAACAGGUUUUUGUUGCCUGCUUGCUUGGUUUUGCAAACGAAAGCCGCCCCCUUUUUCUUCUGGUUUUGCUACAAAUAUGAAAAUCUUCUUCGCAUUUUCUCCAAGUUUCUCUCAUUCUCUGCAACACCCUUUUAUGAUUUGUUAACAAACAAGUUCAUCUUUCAAAAACAAAGCUUGUCUCCUUGCUUUGUUUUUGCUAAGGGUUUAAACCAGGAUAGCAGGCACAAAUUUUGAAAUGGGAGAAGCACCGGCAUUCCUUGUUGAUGAACUGCAGGACGGGCCUGUUAAUGGCUAUGAAUUGAAAAACGGAUCUUGCAAAACAACUACUACCAUUGGUGAUAAAACGUGGGCCUCCAUUUGUUUGACAGUAUGUCAUUACUGGAGCUGAUGAUGGCACUUUGUCCAUUGAAGUUCAAAUUUUUGACCGUAAUCUUGGAGAAUGGGUUCACCCCACUGUGCUAGGCAUCAAACCCAUGUCAUGCAAAGGCCACUCAACAGUGCUUUUGGAAGACAGAAUACUAAUUCUUAAGAAGGGUUCUAAACCAAAUGAUCAAAUAUGGUUCCUGGAGGUUGACACGCCAUAUGUUAGGCAGCAACGAAAAAUUUCGGGGUCUGAGGUUGUUGCGUGGAGUAAGGGUGUGAUAGGCAAUGCUGAGAAGCCUGUUGUUAUUAGUGGUCCUUCUGGAGUUGGUAAAGGAACACUGAUAACAAUGCUCAUGCAGGAGUUCCCAUCUAUGUUUGGUUUUUCUGUGAGCCACACCACCCGAGCUCCAAGAAAUAUUGAGGAAGAUGGGGUCCAUUACCAUUUCACUGAGAAAAGUGUAAUGGAGAAAGAGAUUAAAAAUGGAAAGUUUCUUGAGUUUGCUUCUGUCCAUGGUAAUUUGUAUGGAACCAGUGUUGAGGCUGUUGAAAUGGUAGCAGAUGCAGGGAAAAGGUGUAUUCUUGAUAUUGAUGUUCAAGGGGCAAGAUCCGUGAGGGCUAGUUCUCUUGAAGCCAUAUUCAUCUUUAUCUGCCCCCCAUCAAUGAAAGAGCUGGAGAAGCGUCUUCGUGACCGAGGGACAGAGAAAGAGGAACAAAUCUUGAAGCGACUGCGUAAUGCUGAGGCUGAGAUUGAGCAAGGGAAGUCUUCUCAGAUAUUUGAUUUCAUCCUGUACAAUGACAACCUUGAGGAGUGUUAUGAGAAACUUAAGAAAUUAUUGGGACUUGAUAGUUUUAUCACUGCUCCACUCAAAUCAGCAGCACCCAGAGAGAUUAAUCUACCAAUGGAUUUUUCAGUGUCUAAAACUGAUGACAAAAUCAUCAUAAACUGCAUCUCUUCAGGAUUGGAGAAGGAAUCAAAUAACUUCAGGAUCACAUUGGAUAUUUCCUCGCUAAAAGGGGGCGCACCUGGACGGACAAGAGGGCUUGAGCUCAGCUAACAUUCUAUGGACUUGGCCAGCUAACUUGGUUUUUCCCACUCGUAUGCAACUUGAGAAAAUGGGACACAGAAUUAAGGAAUUACAUUCAUGUGUUUAACAUAUUUUCCCCUUAGCGUUCUUCGACUGUUAUGGCAAUUGAAUUGACUUGAGAAGUAUUGGUGAUCGCACAUUUGUUAUUCCCUACAUAGACAAUGAGAUGGUUUGUGACUUUUGUUUCUCUAGUAGUUGAAGUUCUUUAAUUCUUUUGCCCUAGAAGGCCUACAAUUUGAACAAUUCUAAGAUAUGUAUGUCAAACACUUGGGUGUUAUACUCUAUAUGGCGUUUCAAGUCAUUCGUUUAACCAAUUAUAUAUGUUCUUUAUGCCA
Molecule: messenger RNA, 1814 nt
Organism: Lotus japonicus
Lineage: Eukaryota; Viridiplantae; Streptophyta; Magnoliopsida; Fabales; Fabaceae
Product: guanylate kinase 2
Exons: 11
Coding region: 505-1449 (314 amino acids)
Biological process (GO): purine nucleotide metabolic process
Cellular component (GO): cytosol
Molecular function (GO): GMP kinase activity
Source: RefSeq, a predicted model, not a curated record